CUUCAGUUCAACGAGUCAUUCCUUCCACAGCGUAGUUACAACAUACCAAGCGUUUCAACUUCAACAAUCCGGACCCUACUGUUUAAGCCAUGGUUUCUGCUGUCGUGUUUGCGUACCAUAAUGUGGGCGUUCGAUGUUUGUCGGUUCUCCUGGCACACGGCAUCCAAGUGAAGCUCGUUGUCACUCAUUCAGACGACCAGGAUGAAAAUAUCUGGUUUGAUAGUGUGGCCAGUUUGGCCACAUUACAUGGAAUCCCCGUCGUCUGCCCUAAAAGUCCGAACACGGAAAACCUUCUUUCGCAACUACAGCUACUCAAACCCGAUUUUAUUUUCUCCUUUUAUUACCGCUCGAUUCUCAGUGAAGAGGUGCUCAACACUGCAUCCCGCGGACGUUACAACAUGCACGGCUCUCUCCUGCCCAAAUAUCGCGGUCGCGUCCCCGUCAACUGGGCAGUUCUGCAUGGUGAGACCCAGUCGGGAGCAACUCUCCAUGAGAUGGUCCAGAAACCCGAUGCUGGAGCCAUUGUGGGCCAGAUGGCAGUGCCAAUUCUUCCAAAUGACACAGCCGCCGAUGUCUUCUCCAAAGUGCUCGUCGCCGCCGAAAUUGUCUUGGAAGAGACUUUGCCUGCGAUAGUCGAUGGGACUGUAGCACGGCAGACAAUGGAUAUUACCCAGGGCUCUUACUUUGGGGGUCGCAAGCCCCAGGAUGGUGUGAUUGAUUGGAAAACGCUGGGUGCGAGGCAGAUUCACAACCUCGUGCGAGCGGUUUCACAUCCUUACCCGGGGGCUUUCACUGAUACCUCGAAAGGGAGGCUGGUUAUCUGGCGUACAAUACUUGCUGAAGAUAGCAAAGAAAGUCACAUAUUUCCUGCAGAGCCCUGUCUUUGGCGAGAAGACAGCCAGGUGUUUGCGACUGCCUGUGAUGGAGGGAUCUUGCGCAUCAUUUCGGCAGAAUUGGGGGGACGUAUAUUGGACCCUGCAGAUUUGCCGGAUAUUGUUUAAUUCCUUAUUCCAAAUUUGCUAGCCAAAUCCGUUCAGCCUACGCAUUUGACAAUUGAAGUGAAUGGGAGAUGCAUUUAAUCCCACUGGAUCUAACACGGCGGACGAGAUGUCCCACAUCCAGAUGUCGGUCUGGCUGCCAGAAUGCAAUACUUCACAUAGUAGAUUCAUGAGCAAAAUUUGAAUAUAGUGAUCGGUAGUGCACACUCAUUAUCAUAUCUAAUGUAAACAAUGGUUCUAAUAGCAUAAAUAGGGAGAGCUAUCCAUGUCUUAU
Molecule: messenger RNA, 1272 nt
Organism: Aspergillus ruber CBS 135680
Lineage: Eukaryota; Fungi; Ascomycota; Eurotiomycetes; Eurotiales; Aspergillaceae
Product: putative methionyl-tRNA formyltransferase
Exons: 1
Coding region: 90-1001 (303 amino acids)
Biological process (GO): conversion of methionyl-tRNA to N-formyl-methionyl-tRNA; biosynthetic process
Cellular component (GO): cytosol
Molecular function (GO): methionyl-tRNA formyltransferase activity
Source: RefSeq, a predicted model, not a curated record